Molecule: messenger RNA, 1219 nt
Organism: Aspergillus melleus
Lineage: Eukaryota; Fungi; Ascomycota; Eurotiomycetes; Eurotiales; Aspergillaceae
Exons: 2
Coding region: 238-1059 (273 amino acids)
Molecular function (GO): hydrolase activity
Source: RefSeq, a predicted model, not a curated record
CCGCGGGCAGUUGGUCUCGGAGCGCUCCGAACAACACAAGUUCCGGCUUCAUCGUCCGGAGAGGAUCGGGGAUUUGCCACAAAUGAGAAAGACCAAAGAUCGAGAUAGAUUGGCCUUCUCCAUGCCAAGGCGCGUAUCCUAUCCGGGGUUGUAUUAUUUAUUCGCGAAGUUGGGUCUGUAAGUUGAGUUGGUUGCCAUCGUCCGAUUCAUAGUGCAUCAACACCGCAUACAAACACCAUGGGCUCGGAAGUAUUGCAACUGUUUCCUAACGGUGGAUGGGAUGUUCACCACCAUAUUUUUGAGCCCGUGCGGUUCUCCUACGCCCCCGACCGCCAUCUCACGCCUCCCCCAGCAACCAUCAAAAACUACCUCGACUUCAAGCAAAAGCUCGGUCUCACCAACUCCGUCCUCACCCAUGGCCUCUCCUACGGCGCCGACUGCUCCUCCCUAACCACCUUCACGUCCGACCUCGGCCCCGACACCACUCGAGCCAUCGGUGUAAUCGACCCUAGCACCGUAACCCCCUUGCAGCUGCAAGCUAUGCAGCGGGCAGGCGUCCGCGGUAUCCGCGUGAACCUGUACCGCUAUGGGGCCAUGCACGACGUCGAGGCGCAGAAGACGGCAUUACGCGAACACGCGCGGGCUUUGGGCUCCCAAUGCGCGGGAUGGAGCAUGGCGUUCACGCAUACCCACCCGGAGUUCUGGAGUGAGUUGACCCCCGUGAUUGAGCGCGAGAUCGUGCCGACGGGGAUCAAGCUGGUUACGGAUCAUUUCGCGCUGCUGAAGGGCGCGAGUAUGUUGUCGGGUGCUGGGGAUGGUCCUGCCAGCGAUGUGUCGAAGCAGCCAGGAUUCGCGGAGAUCGUUGACCUAGUGCGGGCCGGGCAUCUUUAUAUUAAAAUCAGUGCUCCGUAUCGUGUUAGCAAACAGGCGCCGGAUUAUGCUGAUUUGAAGCCCCUGGUGCGCGCGUUCUUCGAUGCUAAUCCGCGGCAGGUUCUUUGGGGGAGUGAUUGGUAUGUUUCCCCUGUUUCGUCUCACGUUGGUGUUGAGGAAGUGGGCUAAGAUUGUUUAGGCCUCAUACGCCGUUGAUGAAAGUACGGACUCACGAGGAAGCGAUGAAGGAGACGCCGUUCUUGGAGGUGGAUGAUCUGGCGUGGUUGAAGAGUUUGCGGUCGUGGUUGUCGGCUCGGGAAUGGCAUAUGUUGAUGGUGACGAAUCCGCA